AUGACCCAAGAAAGGAGCGAAUGCACUGAAGAUGAAGCAAGAAAAUCGAACGUCGAUGUUCAAGAACUAAAAACUGAAUCACUUCCGAAAGAAAAAGUAGAUGGAUCGAGUACGUGUGGCAUUUAUGUACAGUCUGACACCCAAGCGCCGCCACCUUGUCGGCAAGCGAAACGCCGGCGGACUUCGGACUCUGCCAUGAACGAGAAUGUAUCUGAGACCGAGCAUCGUGAGGAGAAAGAACGAGCAAAUGCGCCAGAAUCUGUCGCGGAUGAAUUUAAUGUGCCACCGAAACGGGAGAAACCGGCUGUUAUUGAAGAGCGGACAGGUCUAAUUCAGUUUCGUGUCGUUACGAAUGAUAACAAACCUGAGUCACUUGUAAUACUCACUGGAUUAAAGCACAUUUUCAUGAAGCAGCUUCCGAAAAUGCCCCGAGAGUACAUAACAAGGCUCGUGCUUGAUCGAAACCAUUGGAGUAUGGCCAUUGUCAAGCGUGGAUUACAGGUGGUUGGUGGCAUCACGUACAGGCCAUUCCCACAUCGAGAGUUCGCAGAGAUUGUUUUCUGUGCUAUUUCAAGCUCAGAGCAAGUCAAGGGUUAUGGCUCACACCUUAUGAAUCAUCUAAAAGAUCAUGUCAAAGACGUGUCGCCCAUAAAACACUUUCUAACAUAUGCGGACAACUACGCUAUCGGCUACUUCAAAAAGCAAGGCUUCAGUAAGGAUAUUUCAUUACCACGGUCUGUCUGGGUCGGGUAUAUUAAAGACUACGAGGGCGGUACACUUAUGCAGUGUACCAUGGUACCCCGAGUCCGAUAUCUGGAAAUACACGACUUUCUUGCAACCCAAAAACGCAUGAUUCAAGCGCGUAUCAGUUCUUUCUCACGCUCCCAUAUCGUAUACCCUGGAUUGGACGUGUUCAAACAAGGCAAGAAGGACGAAAAGCGAGAUAUAACUUCUCAGGCAAGCAAAGUGGAGAUGAUUGUGCAACCGAAUGAGGUGCCAGGGCUUAGGGAGUCUGGAUGGACACCUGAGAUGGAUGAACUUAGCAGCCGAUCGAAACGGGGCCCGCAUUUUGCUGUGAUGCGCCAUAUUCUUGUUGAGCUAAAUGGACAUGCGAGUGCAUGGCCAUUCGUGGUGCCAGUGAAUGCAAAUGAUGUUCCCGAUUAUUACACUGUCAUCACGAAUCCUAUGGAUCUCUCUACGAUGGAAAGCAAAUUGGAAAACAACCAGUACGAAACGGUGGACGAUUUGGUAAAAGAUGCUCAACUUGUCUUUGAUAACUGCAAAUUAUAUAACCCUGCUUCGUCCCCUUACGCCAAGUGUGCAGUCAAGCUGGAGAAGUUUCUGUAUGAACGAUUGCCUCAGUGGAAACAGGCUGCAGGACUUGCGGUGUGA
Molecule: messenger RNA, 1392 nt
Organism: Malassezia globosa CBS 7966
Lineage: Eukaryota; Fungi; Basidiomycota; Malasseziomycetes; Malasseziales; Malasseziaceae
Exons: 3
Coding region: 1-1392 (463 amino acids)
Biological process (GO): positive regulation of transcription by RNA polymerase II; chromatin remodeling
Cellular component (GO): histone acetyltransferase complex
Molecular function (GO): protein binding; histone H3 acetyltransferase activity
Source: RefSeq, a predicted model, not a curated record